Molecule: messenger RNA, 938 nt
Organism: Myotis lucifugus (little brown bat)
Lineage: Eukaryota; Metazoa; Chordata; Mammalia; Chiroptera; Vespertilionidae
Gene: TMEM269
Product: transmembrane protein 269
Exons: 6
Coding region: 204-881 (225 amino acids)
Source: RefSeq, a predicted model, not a curated record
CUGUUGGAGCUGGGCCUGCUGCUCUGGUUGGGGCCUGUCAGAACCAGAACCUUGAGGCACCUCCGUUGCAGUCCUGUCCUGAGGGCGUGAGCGUGGCCUGCAGGACAGAGGAGGCUGGGUCUGCAGCGGGUCCCUGUUGUGCUUCCUUCCCCUCAGGUUAGUACACCAGUUUCUUCCUGACCAAAGACCAGAGUCACCUCCAGAUGAAUGAAAUUUCCUGGAAAGAUGUUGCCAAUGUCUUAUCGCUGGCCAACUUGAUCAUGGGGCUCUUCUCCAUCUUCUGCAGCCUCAGCAAGAAAUCCAGCUGUGCUUCCUGGAUGCUUCUGAUCGGCUUCCUAAUGGACAUGGCAGUCAGGACAAUCACCAGACAUCUCAAUAUCUGCUCCAAAUCAGGAGCUGAGCUGAAUGACUUUGCUGUCUUCACCACCUUUGGCCUGGCCACAGCCCUGCUCCUAGGCGUGGAUGGGCCUCUGAAUGGGUUCCUGGCCAUCAUCUAUGUGUUAGCUGCUUCUUUCCGCCUGUGUUUUUAUUCAACUAGCGGCCUUUCCUUCACAUACAAGGGUCUACCCUGCCCCUAUGCUUCCUGUGUUCUGGCCUCCACCUCCCUUCUGACCAAAGGCAACAGGUUCAUUCUCUCCUGCAUGGCCUCACUUAUGAUUCUAUUCAUGAUGGACCAGAGCUACUACCCACAUGAUGAAAUCCUAGAAUCUGAGAAUUGGAAAAAAAUAGUUUAUCUUGGAGGUGUCAUCAUACUGUUUUUUUCUCCAUUCUCAAUAAUUGCUUUUUACUGCCUGAUGUGGUCUCUCUCCUACAUCUUCUUUCCAGAUGUUCUGUGGGGCAAGACAGAGUGUCUUAGGCAAGAAGGGAAUCUAAGAAACUAAACAGCUCUUCCCACUCCUCUGGCUUCUGUGUGGUUUGUGCCAGCCUGUUGGGCCAAG